AUGGGUAUCCUUAAAAAUUUCGAAGGUGAUGAAAAUGAACAUGUCAAUUCUAUUUCACAUGUUGAUACUUUGAUAAAUACAAAUCAUUUGAAUGAUGCAACAUCAUCAAGUGAGGAUGAAGAAACGCAUGAAAAUACAAUUGUACCAGUUCCAGCAACUAUUUCGACUGUUCCACUUACAUCUAAUCGAACGCCUAAGAUAAAAAAAACUACAUCAAAAAUUCCAAAACCAAUAUUACAAGUAAAAAAUAUUGGUGGUAAAAAAUCUCAAGGACAUCGACAAGCAAGACGACAUGAAAAUAUGUGCUUUUUACUUAAUCUUGCAAAAGAUUUAGAUGAAGAUUUUGCUGAAGUCAAUAUAAAUGAUCUUGUUGAAACAACAAUAUCAGCAUUUGCGCAACUUUUAUUAAGUAAAAAUAAAAUGAAGAUUUGGAAUGAAUUUGUUGAAUUACCUGAAAGUCAACAAGAACAUAUUGUUAAAAUGGCGACAAAUAAAAAAAGAGUAAAAAAGUUUCGUCGAGAAAAAAAUAAAAAAAGAUUUAAUAAUGAUACAACAUCAAUUAGUUGCAGUAGUGACGAUAAUUUCGAAACAUUUGUUCUUAUUGAAAAUCAUACAACAAUGAAUAAUCAAGAGUCUAUUGAUCCAUCAUAUCGACAAGAAGAAGCUGAUAAAUGUUUUCAACGUAUUGAUCCGAAUAUUCGUUAUACAUUAAAAAGUAUGCUCAAACGACAUCAUUUACCAUUGGAUCGUAUAAGUUGUUUUGAAGAUGAUGUAAUACCAUUUUUUAAAGAACAUUCUGAUUCAGUUUAUUUACGAGAUUUAAAUAAUGGUUUUGAUCGUAUGUUACUUCAUGCUGUCUGUCAAUAUUUAAAUUUGAUUUCAAAAAGUUUUACUCAAGAUGGCGAAAGAUAUAUUCAAGUUGAAAAUCGCCGUAAUACAUUCGUUCCGCCGAUAAUAUUACUUUCGAAAUAUAUUAUGUUACUCGAUGGAACGACGAAAAACGAUUUGUAA
This is a messenger RNA of Rotaria sp. Silwood1, 1011 nucleotides long. The record is from the annotation of a GenBank genome assembly. NCBI's taxonomy places the organism in Eukaryota, Metazoa, Rotifera, Eurotatoria, Philodinida, Philodinidae.